Messenger RNA from Polypterus senegalus (gray bichir), 3569 nucleotides. Its product is annotated as shugoshin 1-like. The record is from RefSeq and is a predicted model, not a curated record. Gene Ontology annotation, cellular component: nucleus; chromosome, centromeric region. Gene Ontology annotation, biological process: meiotic chromosome segregation. NCBI's taxonomy places the organism in Eukaryota, Metazoa, Chordata, Cladistia, Polypteriformes, Polypteridae. Bases 822 to 2669 code for a protein of 615 amino acids. The transcript is spliced from 10 exons.
AUAUUUAAUGAAUUAUAUUUAUAGAUAAUUAAAUAUAAAUUAAACAAGCAAAAAUACAUAUUUAUACACACACAUAAAUGUUAAAAUAAUGUACGAGUUAUUAACUUAUGUUUUUGGUGACGCGAUUAAUCAUGCGUCGUACUUGUGGGCUGAUGCUAGCCCAAUCUUCCGAUUACAGUGAACGCCGCCGCUCUCCUUACUUUCAUUAUACGCUAGAUUCUAAACGAAUCAAAAUAAUCGAUCCACUUAAACGGGUAGUUCCGGAGAAUCGAGUCAGCAAAGUGAAAUACUCAUCACUAACCGUAGCUAAUCAGUACUCUUAUCUGUUAAUAAACGCUAAGGUGAGCUCUGUUAUUAUUGCGACCGCUGCAGUGACUUUGCGCAUGCGGGAUGUACAUCGGGGAGUGGUUGCGGAUCGGGUAGUGAGAGGCUUGGCCCAGAACAGGCGGAAAUUACGUAAAGAAGUGGUCACGUGUCUGCGUAUGUAGCCAAUCAGAGUUAUGUGCAAAUAAUUCGAAAUACUAACGUAACCACACUUAGUGGUGUAAUAAUAUGAAAAGGAAUAUUUGAACGUGUUAUUAUUUUAUCUUAAUAUUUGUAAAUCUUAAGAUGGUAAGUGGUGGAUGUUUUUGAAACUUUUUGACGAGAAAUAUCAUUCUGGAUAUGUAACCGAGGAAGACGGCGAAAAGAUUACACAGACUGCGCAUAAUGGCUGCGUUCUUACUCGAGUGAAGUUGGAAUCUCCCGUUGGUUGAAGGUGGCAAAGAGAGCUUCUUAUUUGUAUAAAUUGCUUGUCUUGAUUGUUGCUUAUUUCACCUGCCAUGGUAAGAGAGCGAGUGCUGAAGAGGUCAUUUAAGGAAAGCCUUGAAGAAAUGAAGGAAAAGAUGAAGGAAAAAAGAAAUAAAAGGCUGGCCAAGGCUGGCACGUCCAGCAAAGCUUUAUCCUCAAAAAUUACAAGCAAGAUCAUCAGUAAUGCAUCUUUCAUUGUUAAAAGCCUUCAGAGUAACAAUAAGGCAUUAGCACUGGCUCUUCAAGAAGAAAAAGAAAAGAUGCGACAAGCUAAUGAAAUAAUUUUGACAAUGAAAAAAGAACGUCAGGCUUUAAUGUUUCACAUAAUUGUACUUACAAGACAGCUAAAGCAGGAGCGCUCAGAAAAGACUUUAUCUGAGACUACUUCUUCAGAGAAUCUACAAGUUAGAUAUAAUACUGUUAGUCCUCAUUCUUCUGCUGCAAGCACAACUGUUUAUCCUGACGGACUUCGGCAUACUUCAUCUCCCAUUGUUAAUCAAGAAAGAGACAGCUGGAAAGGUAAAGAUCUUGCAUUGCCCAAAACUGUCACAUACAGACGUCGAGGUCUUGAACACAGACAAGAUGUGCUGCACAGUCAAGAAAUAAAUAAAACAUCUGUAGAUGAACUUUGUUUGGAAACCUUUCACCAACAGAAUGAUUCUGAAAAUAGCUCCUUGGAUGUUGGAGGGAUUAUUAAUAAAGCAGAGGUCUUAACAUCUGACAGUAAUCGGGCAGAAGCUGGAUCUUCAGUCAUAGAGUUUGACUGGCAGACGUUAUCACCACAGACAGCUCCCAUACAAGUAAAACCUCCUACACCAGAGCAAGCAAGUAAAAGAACUUUACCCAAGACAAAAGAAGAUUCUCAAGUUAAGACUGAAAGAAACAGAAAAGAAAAAUAUGACAGAAGUACUUUGAAAAGGCCUUGGGAUAACAAACAAACUAGAUCAAGAUCAAAGAGCAGAGAGAGAACCAGAAGUGCUCAGAAGAAUUGUCCACUGGAUAUCAUAAACACUUCUUUAGGCUCAAAUGAUGCCUAUGACUUUAAUUGUGAGGAGUGUAUUCAUGUUACCCCUUUUCGUUCCAAUAAUAAACAGACAGAAUCUGAUGAACACAUUGAAAACCAUGCAGCUGUUAACUGCGCCUCUGUAAGCAGUCCAUCAGGAAAACUUGAUGAUAUCUCAUAUGCCCCAAAUAGAAAAGAGAAAAAGUCAAAAUAUGUUACUAUCCAAAGUAAAGAAUGCAUGGGUAGUCCUCCAAGGAGAGGUAGAUCAAAGAGAAAAUCUUACACAUGUGCAGAAGAAAAUACAAAUACAGAAUUACCUAUUUUUGAACCAGAAAAUGAAAAGGAUAAGCUUUUUGGUACAUCAUGUAGGGUUGGAUCUAAACCCUACAGUGGAAUUGACAUUUUCAUUGAAGAAGUGAAUGAGGAUGUAGUGAGCAUAUAUGAAAAAUCUUUAAUACAAGCCUCAGAACAUGUUAUACCUCAGAUAGAAUCAGAAGUGGCAGUCACUCCUGUUAAGUUGAUGAAUGAAACACUAGAGAGCUGGAAAAGUGAAAGAGAUGCUGAAAACACUGUUUGUUCUGAAAUGCCUCGAACAGGACUCUCUGACGUUACUAAUGUUCCGUCGGUAUCAUGUGAAAGAGGUUAUAGAUUUUCCAGCAUACCAUUGAAGAGCAAAGUGUCAACACCUGUACGCAAGCGCAGGUGCACCAUUACUGUGAAUUACAAAGAGCCAACCUUAAAUGCGAAGCUGCGAAGGGGAGACAAGUUUACUGAUACUGAAUUUUUACAUUCGCCCAUUUUUAAACAGUCUAAAAGAGUUUCAAUGAAGACAAAGAAGCUGGAGCAGUACAAUGAGUCUUUUGUUGGUUGUAGAUAAUAUUUUAGGUCAGUAGUGUGUUACAUAUUUUCUAUGUCUAAUCAAGAAGUCAAAAUGAAUUGUUCUGUGCUGUUUGCCAAUAUUCUUGUGUGAAAGUUUUAAAGUUUAUCUUGCUUAUGUAUCAUAUUACUAAUGUUCUGUUGUCCAGAUUUUUAAACUUCAGAUUGAUCCUUCGUAUAUUCAAUGGCAGUUCAUUUUCCUUAUUAAAUAUCCCUUAAUAUUUAAAGCAAAUGCAAUAAAAAAGCAAUUUGCAAUGAAUUUAAUGUUUAGAUUUUACUUUGAUUCUAGCAUGAUUGUCAUUCAUUAAUGUUUUCAGAUUUUUCUCCCUGUUUUUACCACUUACUUUUUCUUAUAAAAUUAUUGUAUCAAUAAAGCUGCAUAUUUUAAAUAUCUGUGUCAAAUUGCAAUUGGCUGGUUCCACAUUUCAUUGAAAUCUGUGUUUUUUGUGAAAAAGUUAUUACAGGCGGUGUUUAGGAUAAGGACAGUUAAGACUUGAACUUUCCCAGCAUUCUGUUGUGCAGUCAGUGUUCAACUUUCACACACUAAUUACAUUUUGCUCAUGUUACGCAAGUACUUUUAAAAUAUAUCAAUUAGUAAGGGAUCAGCCAUGUAGUUAGUGCUCUUGUACAUGGACCAUAUGGAACUUUAACUUGUCCAACAGAAAACUUAACAUACAGUAGAGGCAGUGUUUCAGAGUCCUCACUUACUUGCAAUUUGGCAUUAAUUUAACACUCGGUUAUGAAGUAAAGUCAAAUAGUGCACUCUGCCCAUUUCUAAACAGAAGUCAAGUGCUAACAUAGCUGGGUGUUAAUUCAAAUCGUCUGACUACACAGACAUGCAGUAGUAGGGAUGUCACAGAGUGCUUUCACAUGCACUUUACUAACCCAUUCAUUCACAGAA